GCUGUCCCCGGGGGCCGUGCCGGGCCAGCCCCAGUGCCGCCGCUGCCGGCUCGCCCCGCAGCGCGGAGGUGGGGUGGGGGCCGCGGCGAAUCCCGCUCCAGCCGCGGGGAUCCAGGGCGCGUUUUGCCGCCUGCCGGGAGGGCUCGGUGCGGCGAGCGCCCCGCCGAGCCGCCCCCUCCCCGCUCCCUCCCGGAGGGUCCGGCCAGGGGCGACGCGCGCCGCCGCCGCCGAGAGCACGUUUCGCGGCCCGGGGCUCCCUCUCCCGCGCCUGGGCUCGUCGCGCCAUGGGAGCCGCCCGCCCGUGGGGGCCCGGGCCGUGAACCGCGCCUCGCCCCCUCCGAGUGCGGGGCGACAAGCCAUGCCAGCAUCGCCCCUUCCUGUGAGCUGGAGCUGCGGGCUGGCCGCGCCGCAGCUCUGAGUUAAUGCUGUAGCACCAGAGACCAGCAAUGGGAGUAUGCGGUUUUCUAUUGAAAAGUUCUCUCAAGAGCUCAUGAUUUUUUUCCAUCUCUCCUCUUAACAUUUCUACUACUCCGCAGACAUGGCUCACCAUGCGAGGCCUUCCAGAAUAGUCAAAAAGGAAGAGUUAGGUAAAAGGAAAACUAACCAGGGCAAAAAGAAAUCUAGCCAAGUAAGAAAGAAAACCACAAAGGCUUCCACAAAAGCUGUUAGUUCUGGAAAAGGCAAAAAGCCAGUGCAAGAAAAAGAUGUUAAGAAAAAACAGCAAGAAAAGAAACCAAUCAUGAGCUCUUCAGGUAGACUUCUCAGAAGCAGUGUAACCAGAGCCCUGUCUGGAGCAUCUUGGGUGAGUUUGGACAAAGCUGACAAUAUCCUCUUUCAUAACCAGGAUUCUUUCAACAUCAAUGGCUUUACAAUGUCUCUCCGUAACCGAUCGUUCUCCCGUAGAUUGUCCCAAACUCCAGCAAUUGCAAAACCCAGGAAAGCUGCAGUACAAAAAAGGCUAGAAACAAAGGAAAAACAUGAACAAGAAGCCCUGGCAGCAGUAGAAGAAAAAAGCGCUGAAGCAGGCGAAGGAGUUUUGAAAGAAGAUUUAGCACAAAAUGAGUUAGUGCCUCUGCCUGUAGAAGAUGCUCCAUGUAGUGCAGGUGAAGAGCCUGCUACCACAUGUGCUAGUCAAGAUGGAGAGGUAGAAAUACCUGAAGCAAAUAACUCCAUUCCAAGCAGUCAGGUAACUGAUAAUGAUACAGAAACGUCAGAGGUGACAUACAAGCAUGAAGACCUGUCCUGUGAGCAGAUACCCAGCGAUCUCGAUACAGGUAGUUCAGCUGAAGUAUUUGUUGAAGAUGCUGCACUUGUGCUUCCGUCUUCUCCUUCUGACUCCAUAAUCACCUCUGAAUCAAACUUGAAAGUGUCUGUAGAGACUCCCUUCGAUCUGGUGCCUAACAGUGAAGAACCUGACUCUGGUGCUGUCGAUACCUCAGACCUCACCUCAAUGGUACUGUUAGAAGAGUCGGUCCCACUUGCCAAAUCCCACAUAGAAGCAGAGUUGGACCUGGUGCUACCUAGGGAAGAACAAGACUCAAAUUCUGCAUCUGUAGUUACCUCUGAGUUUAACUCACAAGAACAUUCAUUAGAAGAUGCAAGCUCACUUGCAGAGUCCUGCUUGAAGGCAGACUGGGAUUUAGAGUCUGAGAAUAAAGAUAGUGAUUCAAAUUCCAGCUCUGUAGCUGCCACUGAAUCAAAUUCGCUUUUACGGUUUGAAGGUGCAAGCUCACUUGCAGAAUCCCACAUGAAGGUAGUUGUGGAUUUUGUACCCAUUCACAAAGAACUUGACUCAAAUUUGGAUUUGAGCUGUACAAGAGAGAAUUCAGAAUCUGAGUCAAACCCCACAUUUACAGUAUGUGAACCAGUUUCUGAUACCUCUUUAAACAAUAUUGAAGUGGAGGACAUUGAACAGCUUGUUAAAUGUAUUGAUGCAGAGACAUUAAUUUUGAAUUCAGGUUAUGUCCCCACUUUAUCUUCAGUUUUAGAAAAAAGCACAGUUGAUAAAAUCUCUGGUGAAAGCUCUGGACAAUUCUCUGAAGGUUUUAUUUCAGAGUUGCCUUCAAGCAUGGAAAUCUCUGCUCUUGCCUCAGAAAAAGCCAUAAAUGCGGAUUUGCCAGCUGACUCAAGACUGCAGCAUAAUGAUUAUUCAUCACAGCUGGGAAGUGUCAGAGUAAGCUUGAAUUUGGUUCAGGACAACGUGAGCGACAGCACUGAAGCAAUUGAGGCCUCAGGGUCGUCCUCUCUUAAAAAUCCAGCUGGUGGUUACCCUGUUCCAUAUUCAUCUCUGCUCCCUAUGCUAGAGAAAAAGAAACGAAGGCGUUGUGGAGUCUGUGAGCCCUGUCUGCGGAAAACAAAUUGUGAAGAAUGCAGCUGUUGCAGGAAACGCAAAACUAGUCACCGGAUAUGUAAAAAGAGAAAAUGUGAAGAACUGAAAAAGCCACCACCACCAAUCAUGUUACCUUUUGAGGUUCUAACUGAAAACAAAAGGCCUCAGAGGAGGAAGCAAAGAGUUUUAAAGGCAAAUUUAGAAAACAAACCAGUAAAUGGCCGCAGACCAGAACUCAUGGAAUGCAGUAUAUGUGGUCAUGGUGAAAAAUACAGGGUGAAAGCAAACCAAACAGUACCCAUUGAAAAUGUGCAGUGUAAGGAGAAAGAAAGAAUGACAGGCUUAGAAGCAGAGAAGUGGGCACAUAACGAGAAGCCAUCUUUUGGUGUCCAUGUCAACGGAGAUAUCCAUGGAACUGUGACAGGCAGCGAACACUUGAAAAAUGCUGAAGACAGUGAAAGAGCAGUCUCUCCCAGUCCAUUAGCUGAGCCAAAAAAAUCAUUUGCACAGACCAUCAAAAAUGGCAUAAAAACUCUACAUUAUUCACCACCGCCAGCAGUUGCUUCACUGAAAAAAGUAUCUGUAGAGGAAAGGACGGAUUUGACAAACAACUCUCAUGUGCAAUGGAUGAAGGGUAGCAAUCUGAAUAACUUAGUAAACACUCUGACAACUGGUGUUGGCUGUGUUCACCCAGAAAAACAAGGAAAUGUUUUAAUGAAAGAGGAAAACUGCACUUGUAGUCUCUUUGAGGGUUCUGGUAAGUCUGGUUUGCAGACGGGUUCCGCUUUGGAUCUGCAAGAAAGCUUGUGUUGUCCUCCACUGCCUGAAGAGGAAGUACAUGUAGGGAAGGACGGCUUUAAAGUACCUAAUGCAGAGACACAGCAUGAGGAUUCUUCACUCCAGCCGACUUUCUUGUCCCUGAUUAAAACCAGAAAUUUAACUGUAGAGCAGGUUGUAGCUAUUGAAGCUUUAACACAGUUAUCAGAAGCCCCUCUAGAAACAACUUCACCAGCUAAAACUGAAAGUACUGAAUAUACAGAAAAGACAACUUCGAACUUCCUCCAUAGUUAUAAAAGGGAUAUCUCAUCCUCCUUCACAUCUUCUGCAUUAAAAGAAAUCAAAGACACUUACUUACAGAAUGAGCAACAGCUCUUGGCUCACUGUGCUCACUCGCAGAAGCAGCUCCCUAAUAAGGCAGUGUUAUACAAUGGCCAAAGUUCAGUCCCUGAAUUGCAUGAUAAACCUGCCAGUCUGGCUGGUGAGAUGUAUAAAUUACAGUUAUCCUCAAGAGAUACCAAAACUUUAUCUGAUUUAACAUCUAAUGCAAAAUCAUUUUCAGGAUAUACUACCAAGAAAAAUUACGCUCAUCAUCCAGUCACCCUUGCACAGUAUUGCAAUGCUUCACGUAAUGUUCAGCAAACAAGUAACAACUUGGAAACUCUUGGUCAGUUAGAGCAAAAGCCAACCUCUAAUGAUUUGAACUUGGAAACUAGUUCUUUGAUUAAAGAAGGAGGAAUUCACAGCCAGGAUGAAGAGGAUGUAGCUACACAACUAACUCAACUUGCGGCGCUAAUUGAGUCAAACCAGACUAAUCCAGAGCAGAAAAAUGACAUAAAGACAUCGCUGCUUAAUCUAAUAUCACACGAGAGGCAGCCAAAAUACAACCAAGAUGUGUUGCAGAAAAAAGAAUCAGUGUUUUUUAGGCAUAAUUAUAGUUCCUUACUGUUAAAGCAAAAACAACCAACAAAUAAAAAAGGAAAUGCUGUACCAUGGAAACCAAGACACAAAAAGAAGCCUCAAGAAGCACGCUAUCAACAAAAUAAUCAAAGCCAGCUAGAGCUGUUGUCAUGCCAGCAUAGCGAGUUACAGGACAUUUGGAUAUCAUCAAAACUACACAAGCUUGGUCAAACCAUGCCACAGGACUCCAGAAUAGCUCCGUCUGAAAAAAAAUCUCCAAGAACCAAAGUACAGAGAGCACUGAAUCAAAAUACUUCAGCAUCACAAGAGAAAACUAGAUUAUUUCUCCCGCAAACACAGAUAAAAUUCCAUAGAUGUUUACCUGAGGUACUGCAAGAGAAAAAAAAAGACAGAUUGUUUGGCUGUGACGUCAUGAAUGAGCAAAUCAAAACUGCAGGUUCCGGUGACCCACUUGGCAUUGACCCACUGAAAAAUGAGGUUGUUGCAUGUAACCAACAUGGUGACCUGUCCUCCCGUAACCCUCUGGCCAUUUCACAAUUGAAAACUGCAUCCUUAUUGAACAGACCAAGUGAAAACCUACCGAUGUUUACAGAAAAAUGUAAUUCUCAGGUACAGCAAACAGCGAAUGUCAGUCAGACGCAUCCUUUGCCUCAAACUUGUAAUCAGUCUAACCUGAGAGCUAACGAAAUGCAUAGUGAAGACAAAACUUAUGUUCAGCACGGUGCUGUAGAACAAGUAGAUCUGAAGUCACCGGUGCUGCCUGUUCCCUGUGGUGGGGCCCAGGUACCAGGUUCUGCUGAAGCUCUCAGGAAUAUGGAGUGUGCGGGCGAAGUGACCGUUCUGACGUCAACCAGUUUGGGUACUGACCGCCCACAGAGCACAGGCGACUCAGGAUGUUCUCCAGCAAAAAACACGCUCAGCAGUUUCCUUGAAUCACCUAUGAAGUUUCUUGAUACCCCUACAAAAAAUUUAAUAGAUACACCUACAAAAAAAGGACAAUCUGAAUUGCCAACUUGUGACUGUGUUGAGCAAAUUAUAGAGAAAGAUGAAGGCCCAUAUUACACACACCUUGGGACAGGACCAAGUGUUGCUGCUGUGAGAGAAAUAAUGGAGAACAGGUAUGGAGCAAAAGGAAGCGCUGUAAGAAUAGAGGUAGUGGUUUAUACAGGAAAAGAAGGAAAAAGCUCUCAGGGGUGUCCAAUUGCAAAGUGGGUGAUACGAAGAAGUAGCGAUGAGGAAAAGUUGCUGUGCUUGGUACGUCAGCGUGCAGGACACCACUGCCAAACUGCCGUCAUCGUGAUUCUCAUACUGGCCUGGGAAGGGAUCCCGCAUCUCCUGGCUGAUACGCUGUACAAAGAACUGACACAGAGUCUCAGAAAAUACGGCUGUCCCACCAGCCGUAGAUGUGCGUUAAAUGAAGAUCGUACUUGUGCAUGUCAAGGACUUGAUCCAGAAACUUGUGGAGCGUCAUUCUCAUUUGGCUGUUCAUGGAGUAUGUAUUUCAAUGGCUGUAAGUUUGCCAGAAGCAAAAACCCCAGGAAAUUUAGGCUUCUCACAGAUGACCCUAAGCAAGAGGAACUUCUUGAAAAUAAUUUGCAAACUUUAGCUACUGAUUUGGCUCCGGUUUAUAAAAAGCUUGCUCCUGAAGCUUUCCAGAACCAGGUGGAGAAUGAACACAUGGGCCCAGACUGCCGGCUUGGAUCUAAGGACGGUAGGCCUUUCUCUGGUGUAACAGCUUGCAUAGAUUUCUGUGCCCAUGCCCAUAAGGAUACACAUAACAUGCACAAUGGAAGCACUGUGGUCUGUACAUUAACGAAGGAAGAUAACCGGAGAGUGGGGGUGAUUCCAAGUGAUGAACAGCUCCAUGUGUUACCUCUUUACAAAAUUUCACAAACAGAUGAAUUCGGCACCGAAGAGGGACUGGAAGCUAAGAUAAAAGCCGGAGCCAUACAGGUGCUCACAGCUUUUCCCAGGGAAGUACGAAUGUUAGCUGAGCCUCUCAGAGCUACAAAGAAAAAGAAACCAGACACAAGGAGGGCCCCGACUGAAAAGCAGCCAUUAAUGGAUAAAAAAUAUUCAACACCAGUAAAGCUGAAAAGUGAAGCCCCAGAAAAUCUUGGCAACGCUCUGCAUUGUUUAGGGAACAAAACAGAGGCUUUAAAACCUGGAAUAAAAACGGAGACUUCUGAUCACCUCUAUGCCAUGAAACAUACUUCAAACACUACUAAAAAUUGCUCUUUAUUAAAACAGUAUACGGCUUCCUCCCCUUUUAAGGUGGAUAGUUUACAUCCUUAUUCAUCUUUAGCACAUAAGCCUGGCAUAACAGCAGUGACUAAUAUUCAACAAGAUUUUUCAGUUCCCUACGGGUAUUUUGAAUGCAGUAGCAAGCAACCUCAUGUGACACCUUAUGUUAAUUGUAAGAACUUUGAUGUGUCUGUCAAAGAUUAUACUGGAAUUUUGCUGAAUGAUAAGAUGAAUGGUGUGCCACCGAUUCUUCCAGACGUCACUGCUCCAGGUCCCCCUGCCCAUAAAGACCCCCUGCCCACUAUACUUGAACGUCAGCCAGACAAACAGAAUUGUCAGCUUCAGUUAGACAAUUCUCCUUCUUCACAGAUGAUCAGCUCUUGUGAUUUGUCAGUACCGCUAAGAUCUCCAGCAAAGGAUGUAGUCGGAAACGAAGCCGACUGUUCCCAUGGAUGCCCAAUGGAAAAGGGCAGCUCCCUUCAAGAACAGAUGUGUGAUUUUGACUGUGUUGAUGAAAAGCAAAACAGUGCACUGGGACAACCGACUGAUUCUGAAGAAAAAGCUGAGGAACUGUGGUCAGACAGUGAGCACAAUUUUUUGGAUGAUGACAUUGGCGGGGUUGCUGUGGCACCUUCUCAUGGUUCUAUCUUAAUUGAAUGUGCGAGACGUGAACUCCAUGCUACCACACCUAUUAAAAAACCCAACCGCAAUCAUCCCACCAGAAUAUCUUUAGUUUUCUACCAACACAAAAAUUUAAAUGAGCCAAAACAUGGUUUAGCCAUGUGGGAAGCAAAGAUGGCUGAGAGGGCGAAAGAGAAAGAAAAAGAAGCAGAAAGAUUAGGAACAGAGAAUACUGAACUAAACUCUAGCAGUAGGAAAACAAAGCAAACAAGUGAAAACAGAGAUAUUUUUUAUGAAGACAAUGAGUUCAACCAAAUUCCAUCACGCAGAGCAUUAACAGUAACUAAGGAUAACGUAAUAACAGUAUCUUCUUAUGCCCUUACACGAGUUGCAGGGCCUUACAACCAUUGGGCAUAGGUUUUAGUAUCAAAUGCCUCCUCUUGGUGCAGUGUUACACAGUGUUUCUUUAAGGUGCUGUUAAAGAACAAGUCUCGUGUCGUUUACUAUUUGCUCAUCUCAACCAUUUUAAGGCUGAGGUAAAAAAACGGGGGGGGGGAGGGGGUGUUCUUCUUAAACUGUGACUUUAACAUUUGGUGGUGCUCAAGCACAUUUUAAGCAAAAAAAAAAAAAGUUGUAUAGUUUUAAUACAUUCUAAAAAAGAUUUUGUUUAGGUUAUUAACCUUGAUUGAAUCAUUCAGUUUAUUACCUGUAGGAAUUUAUAUUUUGGUGCUUUAAAUCAAGUCUGUUUACUACAAAAAUCAUUUAUAGGGAUUUUAACAGGUUCACAGUUUAUGGCGUUAAAUCAAGUUAUACAGUAAUAGCUCUACACAGCUCUUGGUGCUUAACCACAUCAAACAGUUAAAAAUAAAUAAGCUGAAUUAUUACUUCAUGGUGCCAUUGCUUUAACAACUUCCAACCAUUGCUAUAUAGUCCAAAUUACAGAUAAAUCUUUUAGAAAACCAAUGAAAUUUUUUCUCGAGAUUUGUCAUUAUGUAUGAAAUGAAGUUAUCAGUAAUGAUGGCUGGAAGUUGUUUUUAAGCUGUAAAUAUAUAUUUUAAAAGCACUUUCUAUUUUUAAAAUUAACUUGAAAUAGUAUAGUAUAAGGAUCAUAUUGUCUAUGGUUUGUGCAUACUCUACAGAAGAAAUAAUUUUAUUCUUGCUGUGUAGAGUUCCAUAUUGUUACAGCUGUAGUAUAUAUGCUAAUAGCAUAUGUGAUUGUUCUUAGACUUGCCCUUUUUCAUGGAAGAUUUUAUGUUGCAUAUAAACAACAGUUAUAAAGUACAGAAACAUUUUUAUUAUAUUCAAGAGAGUGUACAAACAUGAAAUUAGGAGACGUCCUGUCAAUGUCUGUGUUGUUACUGGGAGUUAGGAAUAUUAUUUGUUCUUUUUAAAGGCAGCAUUUCUUACGAUUUCUUUGAGCAAUAAGUGCGUAAGUCUCAUUCGUUUGGAGCAUUAUAAGUUAACAUGACAACCAAAUGUUCCUAAUGCCUCAGGGGUAGGAUUGUUUUGGGAUUAAAAAAAAAAAAUACCCCCUAGAGUUGCCUUAUUCUAUUCUGGAAAAAAAAAAAAAACCCACAUUUUUUUGGGAAAGUACAAAGGAAGUGUUGGAAAAGUAUGAGAUUUCUAAUAUUUAACAGCAAAUUUUUCAUUAAGAAUAACCUAUCUGUAAUAUUCACCAGCUUUCUAAGUUCAGUUUUUUUACAAAAAUGUUUUGUAAAUUUCUGAAGUUAUUUAUACAUUUCAUGGAGGAAGGGUUGUAGUCUUCCUUCCAAACAUACAAAAUCUGUGUUCUCAGAUUCUGUUGAAAAAGUGACAUAUCAUGGAACAAAUAUUUGCUAAACCAGAGGAAAGAGACACUCCCAUUGCUUUUAAAUACUGUAGCAUCCCACCCUUCUUUCUGAUUCUCCUCUCCUGUGUAUUUCUUUUUUAAACUUAUUUAUUUAAACAAAUUACCAAAUGACAACGUUAGCGAAGGACUGACCUCAUCCUGCAACUUCUUCCAUGAGAACCGCUCUGCGUAGCCAUACCUGCCCAGUCAGAGCCAGGAGGACCUCUCAAGCCAGGACUCCUCUUGUGACUGUGAGCUGCAGGAUCAGGCCCCAGAGACGAAGCUGUACCUUAAUUCUGCCUCGGAGUCCUCCCCGGCUGGGUAACCUGUAGGUAUAACGAGGUCAGAGUUUUCCAGUGCGAAAAUAUACUAAUAAUAUACUUGAUAAUAUUAUAAUGUAGUGGUGCUGUAACAGAGGAAUAUGAAAUAUCUAGAUCUGCUUUAUUUAAAACCUAGACAAGGUGCUUUUUCCUUGAAACGUUGAACUCUAAGCGCUAUAUUUACAGUUUCGGUACGAAAAAGUACAUAAAUUGUAUUUUUAACACAUAGUGCCAGUUAGGACCUUGGUGCUACAAAUACUUAAAUGUGGCUGUAGAUCAAUGAGACUGUUCUCCUGUAUAAAUGUAUACACGUGUAGUGUUUGCAGGAGCAAGGUCUGAAGUAGCAAUCACUAUGUAACAACCCUGGGUUCAAUUCCACAGACUCCUGUCAAAAAUAACAAAAAUGUUGAUGGCAGAGGAUGGACGAAUUGAACCCAUUCUUUGUAUCUUACCUAUUUUAAGUAAAAUUUGUAAAAACCGGGUAUGCUGCAAAUUUUAGUUCAAAGCUUAAUAUUAGUUCAAAUAGAGGAUAUGAAGGGAUUGUAAAUAAUAAAACAAAACCAAUAUUAUGCCAUCAUUUUGUACCAGCAGUUUUAUGCUUAUUGACUAUGUAAUAUACGGUAUACAUCAAAUCAUUAUGGUAUUUUGUGUGCCUUAGAUUUCCAUUUUAAAACUUGUAUAUUUUUGGUGAGCUGAAGACUAGCAAGAAUUCCAGCUGUCCAUACAGUAAGUAGUACUGUACGUUCCCUAGCUGUUCCAUUCAUGUAUUUGCUAUCUGAAAACCCUUGUCCACCACGAUCCAUCAUUUACAGAGAAGAUUAGUGCGGAUCAUUUUAGUUUCUGUAAUACACACCAAAAAAAUGAUUUCUCAUUUAGCACUCCCAUAUAAAUAAUUUUUCUACGCAAAGUAAGUUACAGAGCCAUCUCUUUACCUUUUAAAAUGUUCAGAUCAUUAAAGUGAAUCAUUUUUACUUGAAUCUUCCCCUGUAAAUGCCCAUGUUUAACUUAUGUAUGAUUGGAAACUUCACGAUAAAAAUUUCAAUUGAAAAACCAGCAGUUUUCCUCAAAGAAGUGAGAAACUGAAAGGUGAAUCUACCAGGAUACCUCCAAACACAGCCCUUGGCAAGUCACUGCUCAAGUGACUGCACCAACAGACUUUCAGUAAGUCCAGGUCUACCUUUUUUGAAAUGGCAAUUUUAACAGAGAAAAGGUUAUCUUCACAGAAUAGUUAAUGCUAUUUACUGAUGGGUGCUAAAACUCACAGUUACUACUUUAUUAAGAUUAUUUACAUGAGGAAAAUGUAUCAUUUAUACAAUAAAAUAUCAUUUGCGGUGCUCUUUCUUUGACUGUCUUAUCACAUAACUACUUUUUGAACAUGUACCUACAGGUCGGUCAGCUGGCCGCUUUCAUUUCCUGCUGUGGCACACAGCAGGUUGUGAUCUGACAAGCUAAUAUUUUCUAUUGCUGUACUGCGGUAUAGAAAAUGCAACUAUUUACUGUUUUUACAACUGUGUGCUAUUUAUUGUAACAUUUCAGAAUAUUUAUCAGUCUUGUACACAACUUAUGUUGUUUUGGGUAAGGUUAUCGUUUCAUAUCAGUAUUUGUCUCUUACAAUUUGCAGCUCUGUGGGUCUAUUGCUUUCCUUUGCAGCCUGCACCACCACUUGUAACUCGCUCUUACCCCUUAACAAAGUCCUUCCAGGAUGGCCAAAUCAGGAGCUGGAUAAAAAUUAAGGUAGCUGGUUAAGUCAGACCUGCAUAUUUUACUUGGUUUCCAACAGCUGGCACUGUGCUGUGGGUGAAAAACCAGAAAAUGGAUUCAGGUGUGGGCUGGUGGUGGGGCGUGUUUGUCUUCUGAUCCUUUUUCACAGUAUGCUAGCAAAAACUGUCGUGAUCCAACAUGGGACACCUCUGGCUUCCCAGAAGAAAUGUGUGUCAUCCUUUUCUCCGCUGGGGCCAGUACCACCACUCUCCCUUUGCUCCAGAGGUGGAGUAGUGCUUUCUGCAGGAGUCGGUUCUGUUUGACUCCUUGAGUCCCUGUUGGAGUUACUGCACUCAUGCCCAAUUAAAUCGUGAACUUUACUCAUGCAGUUUCUCUGUGCUUACUGAUUUGUAACAUGCUAUUGUAUUACAGAAAAUAGAAUAAAUUAUUCCUAUAAAUAUUUUAGCCACAAGAUCCAGAAAGCUUUUUAAGAACUUACAAAUACUUGUGGCUUUCUACCUGUAAUGGCUGUAUUCAGAUUUACUUUGUUUCAUAAAACAAAGUCCGUAGACUUUAUAAGCUAACCUUUACUUAGGAAUAACUGCUGUUAAAAGUCUUUUACCGAUGUCAGUGCUUCUUUAUACCUAGAACAGGAAAUAACUAGUAUCUUAAGCAACGUUUUAUGUUAAGCAUGGGUAAAUGACAACUACUUUAGUACUUAAGAUUACUUGUAACAUACAACUGUUUGGGGCUUUUUAAAGACCUUUUUAAUGUCAUUGCAGUAUUAUGCUAAAUUUGGUGGGUUAAAUUUGGGUCUAUUUAUGUUGCUGCAGCCCCAUUGACUGCAAUGUGCUCAUUCAUCAAGCUUUCAUGCAAUUUUCAUAUGUAACUGAUGGAUAUGGAUAACAGUUGACCAAAGUCAGUGCUGACUCAAGACGCUUGUGGCCCUACCACAAUUAACAGGUUUGGAAGGGCAAAUGGAGAGAGAUUUGGAGUAGAUGUCGUACUUCUGGUUAAACAGAGAGGUUUUAUUUUUUGUAGCAUGAGAAGUGAUUCAGGGUCUGUAGGGAGACAUAAUAACCUUCACCUCAAAUUUCAGACAGGCAGGCAGGUCUUUUUCAGACCACCUUCAGGCUUAUGCUUUUGAUAGCUUUUUUGAUUUUUCUUAAUGUGAUAGGUUGUUCAAUGAGAGAGAGUUGUUGCAGAAGCAUGCUAGUAAAACUGCAUCUUGAUGGUUUUGUAUUUAAAACAUACGGUCAGUCUUGCCCUCUCACAUCCCAUGAAAUUUCUCUCAUGUUGAAAUUAGGUCUUCUUAUCAAGCAGUCAUCAGUUUUGUAAUCCAUUUAUACGUAUAGGAAUUUUCUCCUUUUUUCUGUAGAAAUCUGGUACUUUCUAGGUUAACAGGAGGAAAUAACUGGGCCCUCAGAUACACGGAAAACUAAAUGGCAUGUCCACUUUUGUAUAUGUUACCAGCACAGGCAGCACUGAGCAAACUCUCUUUCAGGUCUGUUGUGGUUGCUAAAAUUCAGCUUAGGGUUUUUGUGACUCAUCUACCAUAAAAUGGUGGUUUAUUUCUUGACUGAAAGGUGUUUGCCCAACUGUGGCCUAUGAUACUGUCUAUGAUCUGAUCUUAAGUUAAACAAUUAGAGAUGAGAAGCAGUCCAAUCACAUUUGGAAAUUCUGGCUUUCUUCUUAAUUUUAUCAGGUGUUGAUCUGACCUUCAGGAGCAAGUGUUUAGGGAGUAUCUUUCCAUAAAAUUAGACUGUAGAGAAAGUUGCCAUUGAUUAUUGUGACACCAUGGUACUGCCCUGCAGUGUCUGUUACAGCACUGUUUCGAAGCAGUAAGGGUGUGUUGCCAUGUCACGCAGCUGUGGAUAGAUGUAUGAAUUCAUCUUUCCACGGUUCCUCUGGAGACGGUAACCUCUCCUUUGUCCUCUGCCUGCAUAUACUGGUUUAAGGGAGAAAAAAAAAAAAGAGGAGGGAGAGAGCUUGUCACCCUUUAAUCUGUGUAGAUGAACAAGACAGCGAGCACUGCCAUCACCACCAGUCUGCUGCUCCUUCUCAUGAUCAAACUAUAGAAUGUGGAAAGCUGAUGGGGUGCACAGCAUGAGUAAGUCGCAGCAAAACUGCAAAGGUACAGCUGGCUUUCGAGACAGACUUCUCUGUACAGAUGUUGUAGUUGCCAGGGUACUUCUUUAUAUUGGUACAUCUAACUUUAAAUUCAUAUGCUUUUUUUUAUUUAGUCUGUGACACGUUUAUGUUCUCCUGUAAUCUUAAAGAGUGGCCGGUGUGAAAAGUCCUGAGGAUGUGGCUGCUUAGUGGAACAGUACAGAAACUGGCUUCAGUGUCUUCUGGAAUUACCUGAUGUUUAGUCAGUUUUCACAAGUUGUCUGCAUGCAGCUCCAGUAUGCUGCUGCAAAAUUGUAUUUACAUAAAGGAAGGAUUUUUAUACUUGAGCUUUUCUUAAAGACCAGGGAUUUCUAAUAGUAGUAUCUAAUCAGGCACCAGCUGACAUAUGGAUCACUUCUUCUAAAGAGUGGUUGAAAAUGUAUUUUGUGUUUACUUUAUUACUUCCCUAUUAAAACUUCUUUGGCUGUUGUAGAGGAGUGAGCAAAACUUUUUAAUACUGUCAUUUACAUACCUGACUAAAUUAUGAAGACUUAAUUCUACAUAAUGCUGUGUUGUCUCGCUGAAGAAUACCUAAUUUGACUAAUGCUGAUGAGUAGGUAAUGCUUACUACUGUAUGGAUGAUGUCAAAUACUACAGCCACUCUUCUCACUCCCUGGUCUCUUUACGGACCAGCUGUUGUGGCUAGUUAUUUUCAGUCAGUGCUAGAUCACACUAUAACCUGCUGCUCAAUGCUGCUUUAAAUGCUUGUAGCUGCUCCUGAAGUUCUUCCUAAUCCUCUGCAGAUCUGCUUCAGUUCGGCAUUAGCAGUAUAGCUGCCAGCCUGCUUGUGAACUCCCCAUGCACAACUGUUGCUGCUUUGUAUGUAAAUCAGCCUGUCUUCAUCUCAGGAAUAUUGUAAGAGUCUGUUCUUCUGACUCUUCCAAAAUCUGUUUCCUUCAGUCAUCUUUUAUUCUGUGUAGGACAGUUCUAGGCUUUGGGGUUUUUUUUUACUGCAUGUUCUCUCAUAGGAAGCCUAGAAUAUUGCAGUUAGACUUUUUUUUUUUCAUUCCAAAAAAGAGGAACAAUUCAUUAUAUGUCACAAUCAGUGUUUUCUUACUGUUUAAGUCAAAUAAUCAAUUUUCCAGUUAAUGUUCACAUUUCUUGAUGUAGUUGUUGCCCUCUGUCCUUAUAGCCGUAAUUAGCCAAACAAAAGAGAAUUUGCAAGACUAGAAAACUGCUUACCCCCUGCAAAGGAAAAACCAUCCCUUCUCAGAAUACAAUAUUUGCUUCUGUUGCUAGCACCUCUAUGGAAUGCCCUCUUUUCUUCUGAGUUAAUCUACCAGCUCUGCUCAAAUCUUGUCAUAAGACAGAUGCUGCAGAGACUGCACAAUUACAAGAGCAGAAGUGUUUCUUUACAUCUGGUUAGAUCAGUCACAGUCCUUGUGAGAAACCCGAGUACUGCGUAAGUUAAAUGCUUUAACCAACACAGGACUGCUUGGAAAAAAGAUGUUCUUCCUCUGUAGCAGCAAGUGGAAUUGAUUGAGCUUGACCAGAAAAUAUUUAAGUAGUUCCUGUCUUUUAUUAAAGGGUAUAGGGGCGUCAGCAUCAAUGUUUUCCUCUUUCCAAUAUAUAAAGACUUUAGGACUCUUUUUCAAUCCAGUUCCCCAGUUCAUCAUCCCAACAUUGUUUGCAGUGUUUAACUGUACACAUACUUGUAACUUCAGUUACAAGGUGCUUCUUGGUGCUGUAUCCUUAAUUCUUCCCACAACAGUAUAUUUUUCUCAUCGUGUACUGAUUAUAUAUGUAUUUUUUCCACACAUACUUAUAUUAAGGUGCUGGAAUCUUCCAACAGCAUACUUACAGUGAAUGCAAGACUGGGGUGCUAAAUAACGUGAUGUGAAGGUGACUUGCUCUGUUUGGUAUUGACCCAUUAACAAUGCUUGUUUUAACACUUUGCACACCUUACUACCUUUCCUCAUAAGGUCAGAGGAUGCAGGUGUAGACCUCAAAAAACCUACAUACGUAAGGAGGACAGAUUUGGCAGUUAAUCUACAAAGCUACCAGUUAGAGCAGAUGAACUGUAUUCCAAAGAAGUGCUGUUGCAGUGGGCCAAGGGAAGUGCUAGUUUGAUGCUCGGUAUUGCAGUUGUUGCCACAAAACAUUUUAAUACUGUUGUGGAAAGUUUUGUGACCUGGUCAAUAUUUUACAUGUAUGUCUGUAUUUUUAAUAUUGUAAUGGAAAAGGGGUCUAGGGUUUGGGAGUCAUCUUAAAAUAAGAAUGAAGGCCCUGAUUCUCAUUCAUACUACUGUCCUUUGCAUCACAUUAAAAGGAUAAAAGGGCCUUAAAUGUUGUCCAUUUAGCUUGCAUCCUUCAGAGUAUCCCGUUACACUGAUAACGAUAAUUUUAUGCAAAGGUCAGUAGUAUAAAUCAAAACCGUUACCAAAUGACUGAUUUGUACAAUCAUGUGAAAUCAAUUUAAUAUCAUCCCCAUUGUGCACAUACUGGCCAGUAACAUCCAGAUUGUUCUUAGUUUAGAAAUACAGGUUGAAAAUAAACUGGCUUGGUUUUCAUCAGGUUUUAAGUAUACACUUAUAUUGGCUGUCCUUUUCCCAGCAUUGGCUACAGACAGUGGUAAAAGAUUUGUACCAAUACGUAACAGCCUGGCCAGAAAUCUCACAGAAUUGUCAAUAAUACUAUUUCUGAGCUUUGGUAGUUUUUCUUAAAAUACUUGCUUCCCUUUUAUCAUAACUUGAUCUUUUUUACUUGAUUAUACAAAAUGGGGUUGUGACAAUCUACUGAACUCCGUUCUUCUCUGACUUAAGACCCAACAGGGUGUGCGGUAUUGUGUGGUGUUGUCACACUGUGGUGCGUUUUUAGACACAGAGCUAAAAGCCAGCAUUUUCUGACUGCCCUAACUGUGGUGAUACUCCACAGUGAAACCAUUGGCACUGCCCUGUGUGCUUGAGUCACGCAGGGAGAGCUUCCCUCGGUGCCAGUGGAAGCUUUAUGUAAGCAUCGAGCCCUGCUACAUUGUAGUUAUGAAAUGCAAUGCAAUGCAAACUUCUAUUAAAAAAAAAUUGAGGAAAAGAAAAUGUAUUUUCAUUCUUAAAUUUCUAAACUGCAGUGGUACUGCAGAGCCUAAUGAGAACAGAUUCCAUGCUAACUUUGUGAAUGUCGAGUCUAAUCCAUGCAACUCGAAAGGCAGCGUCUGAACUUCAUGAAUCUCUUGUCCUCAAAAUGAAAAAAUAACCGUAGGCAAGAAAAACAAAUGUGAUAUCCCAGUACCACUAUAAGAAAGCCAGGUCUAACUAAUACAAACAUUCAAACAUUUCAGUCUUUAACAAUUAAUUAUUCUACAAUUAUUUGUUCAGUUUGGAAGAGACGGCUCUUUAUAAUGUGACAAUAUCAAAUAUCACACCAGCUCAUAAAUACUGUUCAGAAUUUGCUGUCAAAAAAACGUACAUUAAUAUGUAAGGACACAGUGUACUGAAAUGCUACAGCUAAUGAAUUCUCUCCUGCUUUGCAAAAUCAAAAGAUUAGUAGUACACCAAAGCAAAAAAAAAAAAAAAAAAGUCAGCAUUUUUUUCUUUCCUUCUCUCCUUUUCUCUCUUUCUUUUUCUUUAUUUGGGAUGCAUUGAUAUUUAUUUUUCAACUUUGAAUUUGAGGGUUUGGAUUAUUUCCAGUUACCAGCCUACUGUAUUUAGACCGGGAACAUAAUAUUAACUUUUUUUAAACAAAAGAUGAUGUACAGGGAGGAAAAAAUCAGAAAGAAAAAGCACUUCAUUAUGUCACAGUAUUUACAGGAGAAAGUACAAAAAUUACUUCUGUUCUCAAAAAUCAUUUGGGCCUGAUUCUUUCCUAGUAUAACAGCAUAGCUUCAUGAGGCUGGUGGAGCUGUGGAGAGUUACGCUAGCUGAGAAACUGAACCUUAAAAUCUUCUUUGCAGACAAGGGAACCCUUACCAGCAGUACUUGAAGACUUGUGAGUUGUGACUGCAUGUUACUUGAAAGAUCUAAUUAAGCUAUGUUUUUUGGUGCAAGCAGUUGUUGUACAUGAUUUCAUGUUUAUGUAGCAAGAUGCAUUGAAAUGUUGAUACUAGUAUUGAAACAUACAUGUAAAAAUUGUUGUUGUGGAAAUUGUCUGUUCUAUUUUCCUUGUGUGUCUCAUCUGUUUAGAACGUAAACUUUCUUUUUUUUUUUUAAUUGUCCUAACUGAAUAAGGCUAAAUGAAUACUGUAAUUGAAAAUAUAUUUUAAAUCUUGUCAUGAGUUUUUAAAAAGACUAUUACAAAUUGUAUCAUUCCUGAUUACACAGAACUUUGUGGGUGGUUUUAAAUAAAUUUUAUACUUCUAUUUUGCA
This is a messenger RNA of Falco peregrinus (peregrine falcon), 17208 nucleotides long. It is a transcript of the gene TET1, whose product is annotated as tet methylcytosine dioxygenase 1. The record is from RefSeq and is a predicted model, not a curated record. Gene Ontology annotation, biological process: oxidative demethylation; positive regulation of transcription by RNA polymerase II. Gene Ontology annotation, molecular function: zinc ion binding; DNA 5-methylcytosine dioxygenase activity; DNA binding. The coding region runs from base 539 to 7309 and encodes 2256 amino acids. Gene Ontology annotation, cellular component: nucleus. NCBI's taxonomy places the organism in Eukaryota, Metazoa, Chordata, Aves, Falconiformes, Falconidae. The transcript has 12 exons.